CCUGAGUUGAGAUACCAUCAUAAUAUCACAGUGUUCUCUCACUUUAAACCCAUGUUGUUAGAGAGAUGCAGAAUUGAAGAUACAAAUAAACUUUUUGCUAAAGAUGAACAGUAUUUUGUGCAAUGUAAAUAUGACGGUGAACGUUCUCAGAUGCAUAUGAAAAACGGCAGAUAUAAAUAUUUCACAAGACAAGGAUAUGACAUUACAAAUUAUCCUGGUUAUGGUGAAACUAGUUCUUCAGGCUUUAUGAGCAGUGUAUUUAGCCGACUUUUAAAUCCAGAAUGUAAAUCCAUAAUCCUGGAUGGUGAAUUAUUGGGUUGGCAUAAAGAGAAGAAAUUGCUGGCCUCAAAAGGAAUGCGUUUUGACGUUAAAAAACUGUCAGAUAAUAGCCAUCAUCAGCCAUGCUUUGUCGCAUUUGAUAUAAUUAUGUACAAUGAUGUCUUACACGACACUGAACCUUAUGAAAAAAGACUGGAAAUCUUAAAAGAUACAUUUAAAGAAGAAGAAGGAUCCCUAAUGUUGUGUAAAUCGAUUAAAAUUUCUAAAAGUGAAGAACUAUGCUCAUUGUUUAAUGAAAGUAUGCAGAAUAAGGAAGAAGGACUGGUAGUAAAGAAAUGUGAUGUUAAAUAUAAACCUAACGCACGAGAUGGUUGCGGUUGUUAUAAAAUAAAAGCAGAGUUUUCGGAUGAUCUGGUGGAAGACAUAGACUUGAUUAUUCUCGGUGGAUACUACGGAGAAGGAAAGUUCAUGGGUUUAAUCAACAGCUUUCUAACGGGAGUAGCUUCUCCACCAGACAUUCCAGGAGAAAAUCCAUCGAAGUUUCUGUCUGUUGUAUCCGUGAGCAAUGGUUUUUCUAUGGAUACACUGAAGGACCUUUACAAAAAGUUUGAAGGAAAAUGGCAAACGGGGUGCCCUGCGCAUGUGACUCCACCCAGGCUUGAACCACCAGAUAGGUGGAUUCGUCCUGAAGAUUCCAUAAUAGUUACAGUACGGGCAAGUGAGAUGACAACAAGCAAUGAUUAUCCAACAGGGUAUAGUUUAAGAUUUCCUAGAGUCAUGAGUGUUAGACCUGAUAAACCUUGGUAUAACGUUUGCACCACUACAGAACUAUUAUCUUUAGUUAAAGAUACGCGACCAAUUCAAAAGCUGACAAAACGAGAUGUAGACUACGAUGAUAUAGGAGAAGCUCCUGAAAAAAAAGUACGCAAGAUAACGAGGCAACGUUACGACGCGAGGCCAACAAGGCUUAAUAUUUAUGAAAAUUUGCCGGUUCCUCUGUCACGACUUUUCGAUGGUAAAGAAAUUUGCGUGAUAAACGGUGACAAAGAGAUGCCCAAAGAACACAUCGAAAAAAUUCUUUUGCAACACAACACGAAAGUUGUUCAGAACCCGUCAAAGGAAAAUUACUGUGUUAUUGUUGGUAAUCCUAAGACGGUAAGAGCUAUCAGCGUUAUAGAAAAGGGAGAAUACGAUGUGGUAACGUUAGAUUGGUUCAAACGUGUCACCAAAGAAGAAAAUUGGCCGUCGUUAGAAGACUUUCUACCGUGGGAGUUAAUAGCCUGCCGCGAAUCAACGAAACGUCGAUUAGCAGAACAUUAUGAUGAUUAUUAUGACAAUUUUACUGUGGAUGCAGACGAAGAAAGUUUAGCACAUUCGCUCCAAAAAGCUGAAGAGACGGCGAAAACGUUAGAGUUUGAUCACGCCCAAAUGAAGGAGAUGGAUCAAGAAUUAUUUGCAGACGGAGUAUCACCUUAUUCCAUAUUUAGAGGCAUGGUAGGAUACUUUCAGACUCCGUCAGAUGUAUCUAAAUUUGAAUUUCGUUUUAUGGCGGGAACGGUUAAGGACAUCAUCGAUGAUUCUGUCACGCACAUAUUUAUCGAUACAAACUGUUCGAGUUCGGAAUUGGAAAGUUUAAUUAAUAAUAAAUCAGACGGGCCUGCAGUAAUCGUUCGAAGUGAAUGGAUUUCCGAAUGUUUCAGACAAAGCAAACUUAUUCCAGAUGAGGACUAUGUCAUGCAAUAA
This is a messenger RNA of Dufourea novaeangliae, 2022 nucleotides long. RefSeq names its product DNA ligase 4 (gene DNAlig4). The record is from RefSeq and is a predicted model, not a curated record. The transcript is spliced from 8 exons. Bases 52 to 2022 code for a protein of 656 amino acids. Gene Ontology annotation, cellular component: DNA ligase IV complex; DNA-dependent protein kinase-DNA ligase 4 complex. Gene Ontology annotation, biological process: DNA biosynthetic process; nucleotide-excision repair, DNA gap filling; double-strand break repair via nonhomologous end joining. Lineage: Eukaryota; Metazoa; Arthropoda; Insecta; Hymenoptera; Halictidae. Gene Ontology annotation, molecular function: DNA binding; DNA ligase (ATP) activity; ATP binding.